CCAUAUGGCCCUGGUAGCAUAUGAGGGAGGCUCAAGCAGGGAUGGACAUGUCUCCAAGCUCUCAUCCGUUGACUUCUCCCUAUCUUCUCUCUUUCUUAAUUUCUCCUAAAUUUUCUUUGAUCCAUCUCCAUAUAUACUUACAUGAGUUCCAAUUCUUCCAGGGGGUGGAGCAAGAGAUGCUCUUGCUAUCCCAUGGCGGUGGCGGCGCGGCGGCGGCUGCCUCGGACGACGUGCUCGCCUACCAUGUCGGGGUGCUAAGGGACAAGGUGCAGCAGCUGGAGCCGCUGGUCGGCAUGGUCGUCGUCUCCCCCGCCGCGCCGCACGGCCAGCUCCGGCGCGACGCGGCGGCGAUGGCGGCGUCGAGCGCCUGCUCCGUCCUGCAGGAGAUAACUGCCGCCGCCUCCGCCGUGGCGCACCGGCUGGAGCAGGCCAACGCCGCCUCCUCCGCCUCCUUCAGGCGAGGAGUGGCUUUCGCCGACGACGCACACGCCGCCGGUGGCGUGCAGAUGUUCGCGGCGGGCGCGCACGGCGGCGGCCAAGGCGGUGAUGACGAAGCCGGCGCCUCGCUGUUCCACCACCACGGGCCGCCGGCCGUCGGCGCGCCCACCGUGUUCCGCGCCGGCGCCACGACGACGGCGGCCGCGUCGAGCAGCGGCGGCGGAGACGACGACGGCGACGGCGACGGCGAGGUGGACGUGGUGGAGCUGGAGGCGUCGUACCUGCUGGCGAGGUACACGCACUACUGCCAGGUGUGCGGGAAGGGGUUCAAGCGCGACGCCAACCUGCGGAUGCACAUGCGCGCGCACGGCGACGAGUACAAGACGGCGGCGGCGCUGACGAGCACCGGCGCCGGCAUGAGGGCGGCGGCGAGGCGGUGCAGCUACUCGUGCCCCGCGGAGGGGUGCCGGUGGAACAGGCGGCACCCGCGGUUCCAGGCGCUGAAGUCGGUGGUGUGCGCGAAGAACCAUUACCGGCGGAGCCACUGCCCGAAGAUGUACGUGUGCGGGCGGUGCGGCGGCAAGCAGUUCGCCGUGCUCUCCGACCUCCGCACCCACGAGAAGCACUGCGGCGAGCUCCGAUGGCUCUGCUCCUGCGGCACCUUCUUCUCCCGCAAGGACAAGCUCAUGGGCCACGUCGCCCUCUUCGCCGCCGGCCACGCCCCCGUGCCCGUCGCGCCGGAGGCGUCGCCGUCGACGACGACCACCGGCACCACGACGGACAGAUCACGUACGGGAUUGAUUGAUUAAUCAACAAUAUAUUGCCUGUGAAAUCA
Messenger RNA from Oryza sativa Japonica Group (Japanese rice), 1273 nucleotides. NCBI's taxonomy places the organism in Eukaryota, Viridiplantae, Streptophyta, Magnoliopsida, Poales, Poaceae. The record is from RefSeq and is a predicted model, not a curated record.